Molecule: messenger RNA, 7693 nt
Organism: Sycon ciliatum
Lineage: Eukaryota; Metazoa; Porifera; Calcarea; Leucosolenida; Sycettidae
Product: dentin sialophosphoprotein-like
Exons: 3
Coding region: 384-7109 (2241 amino acids)
Cellular component (GO): membrane
Source: RefSeq, a predicted model, not a curated record
CACGAAACUCUGAGUUAUGAUGUUUGGUCUCUGUUGUUCUGCCUUGUUACUUACUGUAUGACUCGAACAGCCGCAACGCGCAAGUGCGAACCACUGUCAGGUUUAGUACGUUUUUUUUAGUUUCGAAUACUGGUGCGAACAACCAGUUACCUUGUUACUAGUAAUAAUUAUCACUUUAUCAGCAACAACUGGCCGCACGGGCAGCGGCACAAGCAAGGCUAAUACUAGCAAUGGCUACAAUCAUGUACACGUACCAAGUCCAUGGUGUUUCAAACUGUUCGAGUGUGCCGGAGAGCGGGUAGAUCGACCAGUGUCUCCGCGUAAGCUGCGUUUGCUAAGACCGACUGCCAGACACCGAUUACGGAUUUGCACUGCUGCUCGCCAUGGCACCGAGUGAUCCUCCGCAGCUCGCUCUCGCCGAACGCGAAGCCGAUUCAAGCGGAGACGAAGACAGCACAAGAUUGCCCGUGAUGUCGUCGAGGACCACAGCGCUGGUUGCCGUGGCUGCUGUAGCGGCCGGUGGUAGCUUGGUGAUUUACGUCGGCGUGCCGUCUGGCCUAUCACUGCUUGGCUUCAAAGGCGCUGGGAUUUCUGCAGAAUCCUACGCUAGUGCAUGGAUGUCUGCUGUUGCUAUUGGCAACGGCGGUGGGGUGCCGGCUGGCAGCCUGAUCUCCAUAUGCCAGUCAAUUGGCGCAGCCGGGAAAGCGUGGGUGGCGGUGAAAACGGUUGCCGUGACGAUCGGCGGACUAGGCGUGGGCGCAGCAAGUGCUGCUGGUGCCGACGCGGGUGCAGCUACCGCCGCCACUGCACUGGAUGUUAACCAGUACGCACAUGCCGUCGAUGCGGCGGCCAGUCUGGGUGCGCUCAGUCGGAGCGUGGCCGACUUCACCGGUGACGCCGUCGAUGCCGUUUGGAAUGAGGACGGGCGCUUGGGCAGGCUUGCUACCGACGUCACCGCAUCCUCAUUGUCCAUGGCCGGGAGGCUGCACGACUUGGCCAGUGACCUGUGGCCAACCAGUAGUGAUGGAUCCACCACCACCAGCAGCAGCAGCCAUGAUCAGCAGACGGGGAGAAUGACCGGGGGCUCCGCGUCUUCAACUUCGUCACCCGGAGGACUGUUUGACUGGGCUAACAGCUUGUGGCAAGGCAGCAGCAGCAGCAGCAGCAGUAGCAGCAACGGCCACAGCAAAGCUGAGAAGACAGCAGGGAAGAUGGCCACUGCUCCUUCACAAACAUCAGCAGGGGGGCUGAGCGACUGGGCCAGCAGUGUGUGGCAAGGCAGCGACAACAGUAACAGCAACAGCAACAAUGCGGAGCGCACAGCGAAGAUGAGUAAGACCUCCACGCCUUCACAAUCGUCAGCUGGGGGGCUGAGCAGCUGGGCGAGCAGUGCGUGGCAAGGAAGCAACAGCGACAGCAGCAGCCGCAGUAGCACUGAGGCUGACCACACAGGGGAGAGAAGCAAGACGUCCGGGCCGUCACAGUCAUCAUCCGCCGGGGGACUGAGUGGCUGGGCCAGCAGUGUGUGGCAAGGAAGCAACGGCAGCAGCGACAGCAGCAGCAACAGCAGCAAUGCAACGUGUACUGGCCCUACAUCCAGCGAUGGUGUCAGUGGCUGGGCCAGCAGUGUGUGGCAAGGAAGCAACAGCAACAGCAGCAGCAAUACAAAGCCUGCAGGCGCUACAUCUAGUGAUGGUGUGGGUGGCUGGGCCAGCAGUGUGUGGCAAGGAAGCGACAGCAGCAACAGCGACAGCAGCAGCAAUGCAAAGCGUGCAGGCUCUACAUCUAGUGAUGGUGUGGGUGGCUGGGCCCGCAGUGUGUGGCAAGGAAGCGACAGCAACAGCAGCAGCAGCAGCAGUAACAAUGUAAAGCCUGCAGGCGCUACAUCUAGUGAUGGUGUGGGUGGCUGGGCCAGCAGUGUGUGGCAAGGAAGCGACAGCAGCAGCAGCAGCAACAGCAGCAAUGCAAAGCGUACAUGCGCUACAUCUAGCUAUGGUGUGGGUGGCUGGGCCAGCAGUGUGUGGCAAGGAAGCAGCAGCAGCAGCGACAGCAGCAGCAGCAACAGCAGCGACAGCAGCAGCAGCAAUGCAAAGCGUACAGGCUCUACAUCUAGUGAUGGUGUGAGUGGCUGGGUCAGCAGUGUGUGGCAAGGGAGUGACAGCGACAGCAGCAGCAGCAAUGCAAAGCGUACAGGCUCUACAUCUAGUGAUGGUGUCAGUGGCUGGGUCAGCAGUGCGUGGCAAGGAAGCGACAGCAGCAGCAGCAAUGCAAAGCGUACAGGCUCUACAUCCAGCGAUGAUGUGAGUGGCUGGGUCAGCAGUGUGUGGCAAGGGAGUGACAGCGACAGCAGCAGCAGCAAAAGCAGCAGCAAAAGCAGCAGCAGCAACAGCAGCGACAGCAGCAGCAGCAAUGCAAAGCGUACAGGCUCUACAUCUAGUGAUGGUGUGAGUGGCUGGGUCAGCAGUGUGUGGCAAGGGAGUGACAGCGACAGCAGCAGCAGCAGCAGCAGUAGCAGCAACGGCCACAGCAAAGCUGAGAAGACAGCAGGGAAGAUGGCCACUGCUCCUUCACAAACAUCAGCAGGGGGGCUGAGCGACUGGGCCAGCAGUGUGUGGCAAGGCAGCGACAACAGUAACAGCAACAGCAACAAUGCGGAGCGCACAGCGAAGAUGAGUAAGACCUCCACGCCUUCACAAUCGUCAGCUGGGGGGCUGAGCAGCUGGGCGAGCAGUGCGUGGCAAGGAAGCAACAGCGACAGCAGCAGCCGCAGUAGCACUGAGGCUGACCACACAGGGGAGAGAAGCAAGACGUCCGGGCCGUCACAGUCAUCAUCCGCCGGGGGACUGAGUGGCUGGGCCAGCAGUGUGUGGCAAGGAAGCAACGGCAGCAGCGACAGCAGCAGCAACAGCAGCAAUGCAACGUGUACUGGCCCUACAUCCAGCGAUGGUGUCAGUGGCUGGGCCAGCAGUGUGUGGCAAGGAAGCAACAGCAACAGCAGCAGCAAUACAAAGCCUGCAGGCGCUACAUCUAGUGAUGGUGUGGGUGGCUGGGCCAGCAGUGUGUGGCAAGGAAGCGACAGCAGCAACAGCGACAGCAGCAGCAAUGCAAAGCGUGCAGGCUCUACAUCUAGUGAUGGUGUGGGUGGCUGGGCCCGCAGUGUGUGGCAAGGAAGCGACAGCAACAGCAGCAGCAGCAGCAGUAACAAUGUAAAGCCUGCAGGCGCUACAUCUAGUGAUGGUGUGGGUGGCUGGGCCAGCAGUGUGUGGCAAGGAAGCGACAGCAGCAGCAGCAGCAACAGCAGCAAUGCAAAGCGUACAUGCGCUACAUCUAGCUAUGGUGUGGGUGGCUGGGCCAGCAGUGUGUGGCAAGGAAGCAGCAGCAGCAGCGACAGCAGCAGCAGCAACAGCAGCGACAGCAGCAGCAGCAAUGCAAAGCGUACAGGCUCUACAUCUAGUGAUGGUGUGAGUGGCUGGGUCAGCAGUGUGUGGCAAGGGAGUGACAGCGACAGCAGCAGCAGCAAUGCAAAGCGUACAGGCUCUACAUCUAGUGAUGGUGUCAGUGGCUGGGUCAGCAGUGCGUGGCAAGGAAGCGACAGCAGCAGCAGCAAUGCAAAGCGUACAGGCUCUACAUCCAGCGAUGAUGUGAGUGGCUGGGUCAGCAGUGUGUGGCAAGGGAGUGACAGCGACAGCAGCAGCAGCAAAAGCAGCAGCAAAAGCAGCAGCAGCAACAGCAGCGACAGCAGCAGCAGCAAUGCAAAGCGUACAGGCUCUACAUCUAGUGAUGGUGUGAGUGGCUGGGUCAGCAGUGUGUGGCAAGGGAGUGACAGCGACAGCAGCAGCAGCAGCAGCAGUAGCAGCAACGGCCACAGCAAAGCUGAGAAGACAGCAGGGAAGAUGGCCACUGCUCCUUCACAAACAUCAGCAGGGGGGCUGAGCGACUGGGCCAGCAGUGUGUGGCAAGGCAGCGACAACAGUAACAGCAACAGCAACAAUGCGGAGCGCACAGCGAAGAUGAGUAAGACCUCCACGCCUUCACAAUCGUCAGCUGGGGGGCUGAGCAGCUGGGCGAGCAGUGCGUGGCAAGGAAGCAACAGCGACAGCAGCAGCCGCAGUAGCACUGAGGCUGACCACACAGGGGAGAGAAGCAAGACGUCCGGGCCGUCACAGUCAUCAUCCGCCGGGGGACUGAGUGGCUGGGCCAGCAGUGUGUGGCAAGGAAGCAACGGCAGCAGCGACAGCAGCAGCAACAGCAGCAAUGCAACGUGUACUGGCCCUACAUCCAGCGAUGGUGUCAGUGGCUGGGCCAGCAGUGUGUGGCAAGGAAGCAACAGCAACAGCAGCAGCAAUACAAAGCCUGCAGGCGCUACAUCUAGUGAUGGUGUGGGUGGCUGGGCCAGCAGUGUGUGGCAAGGAAGCGACAGCAGCAACAGCGACAGCAGCAGCAAUGCAAAGCGUGCAGGCUCUACAUCUAGUGAUGGUGUGGGUGGCUGGGCCCGCAGUGUGUGGCAAGGAAGCGACAGCAACAGCAGCAGCAGCAGCAGUAACAAUGUAAAGCCUGCAGGCGCUACAUCUAGUGAUGGUGUGGGUGGCUGGGCCAGCAGUGUGUGGCAAGGAAGCGACAGCAGCAGCAGCAGCAACAGCAGCAAUGCAAAGCGUACAUGCGCUACAUCUAGCUAUGGUGUGGGUGGCUGGGCCAGCAGUGUGUGGCAAGGAAGCAGCAGCAGCAGCGACAGCAGCAGCAGCAACAGCAGCGACAGCAGCAGCAGCAAUGCAAAGCGUACAGGCUCUACAUCUAGUGAUGGUGUGAGUGGCUGGGUCAGCAGUGUGUGGCAAGGGAGUGACAGCGACAGCAGCAGCAGCAAUGCAAAGCGUACAGGCUCUACAUCUAGUGAUGGUGUCAGUGGCUGGGUCAGCAGUGCGUGGCAAGGAAGCGACAGCAGCAGCAGCAAUGCAAAGCGUACAGGCUCUACAUCCAGCGAUGAUGUGAGUGGCUGGGUCAGCAGUGUGUGGCAAGGGAGUGACAGCGACAGCAGCAGCAGCAAAAGCAGCAGCAAAAGCAGCAGCAGCAACAGCAGCGACAGCAGCAGCAGCAAUGCAAAGCGUACAGGCUCUACAUCUAGUGAUGGUGUGAGUGGCUGGGUCAGCAGUGUGUGGCAAGGGAGUGACAGCGACAGCAGCAGCAGCAGCAGCAGUAGCAGCAACGGCCACAGCAAAGCUGAGAAGACAGCAGGGAAGAUGGCCACUGCUCCUUCACAAACAUCAGCAGGGGGGCUGAGCGACUGGGCCAGCAGUGUGUGGCAAGGCAGCGACAACAGUAACAGCAACAGCAACAAUGCGGAGCGCACAGCGAAGAUGAGUAAGACCUCCACGCCUUCACAAUCGUCAGCUGGGGGGCUGAGCAGCUGGGCGAGCAGUGCGUGGCAAGGAAGCAACAGCGACAGCAGCAGCCGCAGUAGCACUGAGGCUGACCACACAGGGGAGAGAAGCAAGACGUCCGGGCCGUCACAGUCAUCAUCCGCCGGGGGACUGAGUGGCUGGGCCAGCAGUGUGUGGCAAGGAAGCAACGGCAGCAGCGACAGCAGCAGCAACAGCAGCAAUGCAACGUGUACUGGCCCUACAUCCAGCGAUGGUGUCAGUGGCUGGGCCAGCAGUGUGUGGCAAGGAAGCAACAGCAACAGCAGCAGCAAUACAAAGCCUGCAGGCGCUACAUCUAGUGAUGGUGUGGGUGGCUGGGCCAGCAGUGUGUGGCAAGGAAGCGACAGCAGCAACAGCGACAGCAGCAGCAAUGCAAAGCGUGCAGGCUCUACAUCUAGUGAUGGUGUGGGUGGCUGGGCCCGCAGUGUGUGGCAAGGAAGCGACAGCAACAGCAGCAGCAGCAGCAGUAACAAUGUAAAGCCUGCAGGCGCUACAUCUAGUGAUGGUGUGGGUGGCUGGGCCAGCAGUGUGUGGCAAGGAAGCGACAGCAGCAGCAGCAGCAACAGCAGCAAUGCAAAGCGUACAUGCGCUACAUCUAGCUAUGGUGUGGGUGGCUGGGCCAGCAGUGUGUGGCAAGGAAGCAGCAGCAGCAGCGACAGCAGCAGCAGCAACAGCAGCGACAGCAGCAGCAGCAAUGCAAAGCGUACAGGCUCUACAUCUAGUGAUGGUGUGAGUGGCUGGGUCAGCAGUGUGUGGCAAGGGAGUGACAGCGACAGCAGCAGCAGCAAUGCAAAGCGUACAGGCUCUACAUCUAGUGAUGGUGUCAGUGGCUGGGUCAGCAGUGCGUGGCAAGGAAGCGACAGCAGCAGCAGCAAUGCAAAGCGUACAGGCUCUACAUCCAGCGAUGAUGUGAGUGGCUGGGUCAGCAGUGUGUGGCAAGGGAGUGACAGCGACAGCAGCAGCAGCAAAAGCAGCAGCAAAAGCAGCAGCAGCAACAGCAGCGACAGCAGCAGCAGCAAUGCAAAGCGUACAGGCUCUACAUCUAGUGAUGGUGUGAGUGGCUGGGUCAGCAGUGUGUGGCAAGGGAGUGACAGCGACAGCAGCAGCAGCAAUGCAAAGCGUACAGGCUCUACAUCUAGUGAUGGUGUCAGUGGCUGGGUCAGCAGUGCGUGGCAAGGAAGCGACAGCAGCAGCAGCAAUGCAAAGCGUACAGGCUCUACAUCCAGCGAUGAUGUGAGUGGCUGGGUCAGCAGUGUGUGGCAAGGGAGUGACAGCGACAGCAGCAGCAGCAAAAGCAGCAGCAAAAGCAGCAGCAAUGCAAAGCGUUCAGGCAGUACAUCUAGUGAUGGUGUGAGUGGCUGGGCCAGCAGUGUGUGGCAAGGAAGCGACAGCAGCAGCAGCAACAGCAAUGCAAAGCGUACUGGCCCUACAUCCAGGGAUGGUGUGGGUGGCUGGGCCAGCAGUGUGUGGCAAGGAAGCGACAGCAACAGUAGCAGCAAUACAAAGCCUGCAGGCGCUACAUCUAGUGAUGGUGUGGGUGGCUGGGCCAGCAGUGUGUGGCAAGGAAGCGGCAGCGACAGCAACAGCAGCAGCCAUGCAAAGCGUACAGGCGCUACAUCUAGUGAUGGUGUCAGUGGCUGGGCCAGCAGUGUGUGGCAAGGAAGCAACAGCAGCAGCGGCAGCAAAAGAAAAUGAUUCUUGACAGAUGGAGACACUAGUUUGCAUGUAACACAGCUUGACAGGUAAUGGUGUGAGGGGGGGGGGGGGGUGAUGGCUAUCGAUGUAUACUUUGUUGAGUACAUGGAUAACGACAUCAGUCGAGUAAACAACAAACAACUCGUGAAUAUGUACAGAAGCUGUCAUUCACACUUUUACUUUUAGAUUUGCCUCAGGACGCAGUCAUUCAUGCUUUGCACUGCCGCCAUUUACAACUUUUAGAUUUGCGCCAUGCUGCAGCUAUUUACACUUUGCUUUGUGAGUAUAUGAACCAAUACUGAUCCAGAUUUCUCAUUACUGUUUUCUGAUGAUCGCUCAGUGCGUGAAACUCGGAGUAAAAACACUUUCUCUGUCCUCGUAUUGUUUGAAGCUAUAGUGCGUUUCAAAAGUAUAGACCUCUAGUAUAGACCUCUAGACUUUUUAGAAUAAUUCAAAUUUGGUUUGAGCUUUUUGAGAAAUUUCUUCGGAAUAUUGCUCAGGCAGCUCACGCAAUUUUUCUCAUAUAAAUUUCUAAGCGAUUGGAUAACGGACGCCCAAUUUCGAAAAAUGUAUGCACAAAGUGA